AUUUAGCCAUGAAACCACCCAAUACAGAGAUGGAAAGCAUCUACCCAGCAUAUGUUGGACCAUAUAAAAUUGGUAAAACUCUGGGACAGGGACAAACCGGAAUUGUUAAAUUGGGAGUCCAUUGCAAAACAAGAGAGAAGGCCGCUAUAAAGAUAAUCAAUAAACAGAAACUCAAGACCUCUGUUCUGCAAAAGGUUGAGAGGGAGAUAGCAAUUAUGAGAUUAAUUGAACACCCCCACAUUCUGGGCUUAUACGAUGUUUAUGAGAGCUCCAGAUACUUGUACUUAGUACUGGAGCACGUCUCUGGGGGUGAAUUAUUCGACUAUUUGGUAAAAAAAGGACGACUUAGCCCAAAAGAGGCGUGUCAUUUCUUCAGACAAAUCAUAUCAGCAGUUGACUUCUGUCAUCGGUACGGAGUAUGUCAUCGAGAUCUGAAGCCUGAGAACUUACUGCUUGAUGACAACAAGAACUUAAAAGUAGCUGAUUUUGGGAUGGCAUCGUUACAGCUUGAGAACUCACUUCUUGAGACGAGUUGCGGAUCUCCCCACUACGCAUGUCCUGAAGUGAUUAAAGGAGGUCCUUACAACGGCAAACAAGCUGAUGUGUGGAGUAGUGGGAUUAUUCUAUACGCCCUGCUCGUGGGAUCCCUACCAUUCGACCACCAAGACAUGUCCAAGUUGUUGGAACGAGUACGAACGGGCAAGUAUUCCAUGCCAACGUGGAUGCCGGCCGAAGCCCGAUCUUUAAUACAGCAGAUGUUGCAAGUUUCACCUGACAAACGCAUCACGUUACAGAAUGUUUUCAAACAUCCGUUUCUGCUACAGCACAAGGAGCUUAAGGAAAGCACUUAUCUCCGACCUAUUGAAACAGUUUUAUACACUCAGCCACUAAACCACAAAGAUGAUUUAGACAAUGAUAUUGUGAAACAGAUGUCAUCUUUGGGAUGCUUUAAAAGUUGUGAUGAUCUGACUCAGAAUCUUAUAGACUCAAGACACAACAUGGAAAAAGUGGUAUACUUUCUCCUGCUAGACCGGAAGCGCCGCCAGCCUGCCCUGAAAGACAGCAUUCCUCUCCGGAAGAGAUGGAAGAACCGAGCAAGUAGUCGGGAGACGCCCCACAAGAGGGUGGACAGCGUGAAGCUGGAUACCUGCGAGCCUGCUGCUCCAGUAUCUCCCCAGAUAUCAGGUCACAGGUCGUUAUGUAAAGCUGCGUCUGCUGGUGAACCCUCGACUAGCCCCCCUCCUGAAACUUAUGUCUCUGACACCAGACGAUAUUCUCUCGGAACCCGGCUGGACAGCAUAACAGAAGCGGACACAUCUUCCAGCUGGAGACGAAUCUUCUCCACCUUCUCCAGCUCCUCCUCUUCCCACCGCUCGCUCGAGAGACUCACAUCACCAAACAUGACGUCACGUGAGAGCUGCGUGACGUCACGGGAGAGCUGCGUGACGUCACGGGAGAGUUGCUAUGCGUCGUCAAGAGACAGCUGUUCUGCUUCUCGGGACAAGUUGGCGUCGGGGAAACGGGCACUGUCGCUUUCUGUUGGAAAUAAUUUACCAACACAUUCGGGUCUUGUAGCUGCACAUUCGCCUGAGCGAGGAGAGAGAGAAGAAGAGACUCGAACAGUUAAAUCGUUGUUACCAUGGAAACAAAAGAACAAGGAAACAUUUGUAGUGCUGCGCGGCACGACACUAAACCAGUUUAACAUUGAUUUCGUUCAAAUUGUACAGAAAUUUAAAAUUUCACACAGUAUAGUUGACUGGGGUUAUCUGUGUAAAUAUAACAGCAGUAAGAAAGGUUUACUAAGUAAAAGCGUCAAGUUUUAUGUAACUGCGGAUGAGAGGCCGGCUAACUCUCAAGGAAACGAUACAGUUAUAUGCGUUUCUAUUCAGUAUAAAUCAGGGUCCACAAAGAAGUUUAAACGUUUGUGUGAGAAGAUUCAACUAGCCUUGUUCCGACCUACAAACAACAGACCCUUCUCUCCCAUCUUAAGAAAGGUCUGCAGUUACCUCAGCGAGAGCGAUGGGAAAAUGACGAGUGACACCGACUCUCACGGCUCAUUUGACAUGCUCAGUAGCAACUGUAGCGACCCUUCAUUCUGAUUUAAGAGCACGCAGUCAAACUUUUAGUAUAGUUAUACGCGCCCACGUGAGCAGUAUUUCGCGCGGCUCAUCAGUGGUUUGCGCGGCUCAUAAUGUCAUUUGCAAUACGCCUCAUGACCGAAUUUAUAUCAGGUUCAAUUAGUGGACCCUUUUUGAUUGGUGUUGAAUUAUUUUGUUUAUGUUAUUGGUUGAUGAAGAUCAAUUUAACUGCAGUUAUUUGGUGACUCGGAAAACACCUCUAUUUCACAAAAUUGCUUGAAUCAGUCAGAGAGCAGUGUACAGACAGGCCAAGAAAAUAAUUAAUGAUAAAUUAUUAAAUUUAAUUAUCAAUCAUGCCACCAAUUUUUUUUUGUUGUUGAUUGAUAUAACAUAAUAGGUUUCAUGUGUGGUUGAUUUCUGACCCGGAGCAAGGUAGUUAAUUUGAAUAAAAUCUUGUAUUAGGAAUAGGUAUAAGUAUAACAUGAACAAUUUAUGUAAAUGUGUUGUAAUUUUCACUUCAAAUACAAUUUUAGUUUCAGAAAUUUCGCUCACUAGAAAUAAAUGAUUAUGUGCAUUUUGGUAGCGUUUUUCAUAAAUUGUUUGAUUUCAAAUUUGUACAGUUAAACUUAUAGGAUCUCCGAGGACGUUGUUAUUCAUGAUUUCAUUUUCAGAGCAUGAGAAUUGAGCCAAUUAUUAUUUGUUUUAGACGCCAGAAUUGAUGCAGAUGAUUUGAAUGUUUGGAUUUCUAAACAUCGAUUUAGGGUAAUUCUGGAAUUUUCUGGAAUUUUCUGGAAUUUUCCAAUUAGUUGAUACAGCGACAUUAGAAUUUUUUCAUUUAAUUUUACGACAGUCACUUCAAAGCAAUUUCACAUUUAUAAUUAUAAUAUGUAUUGUUUUAUCGUGUAUGGGGAAGGGUUCCAAUUAAAUGCAAGUGUAAGAUUAUUUACAUCAAGCUUUAUUAAGAAAAACAUGUUAUCAUUGAAGGACCGAGAUUUUAUAUUUUUGUGUCGUCGAUUUAUAUUUUAAAUUUUCAGCUGCAGCUAUAACUAUAAAAUCUUUUGUGUUUUCAAA
Molecule: messenger RNA, 3149 nt
Organism: Bolinopsis microptera
Lineage: Eukaryota; Metazoa; Ctenophora; Tentaculata; Lobata; Bolinopsidae
Product: serine/threonine kinase SAD-1-like
Exons: 18
Coding region: 9-2099 (696 amino acids)
Biological process (GO): microtubule cytoskeleton organization; protein phosphorylation; intracellular signal transduction
Cellular component (GO): cytoplasm
Molecular function (GO): protein serine/threonine kinase activity; ATP binding; tau-protein kinase activity
Source: RefSeq, a predicted model, not a curated record